Molecule: messenger RNA, 1686 nt
Organism: Rotaria sp. Silwood2
Lineage: Eukaryota; Metazoa; Rotifera; Eurotatoria; Philodinida; Philodinidae
Source: the annotation of a GenBank genome assembly
AUGGGUUGUCGAAGUAAAGUUGAAUUAACUGUUUGCCAAAUCGUUUUCUUAAUAUCGCUUUGUAUUAUCGCUAUUCUUAUUGCCGUAAUCGGUUGGUUUCGUGGAAUUGAUCCACCAGGGGAUAACAUAUCGGUAUCAUCUAACUAUCUUAAAAAUGUCACGCCAAUUGCUCGUAGCCACAUACGGACAAUGCCAUAUCUUGAUAAUAUCGGUUCACCUCCUCUAUUAAAUAAUCCACAUUUAUAUGUACAAUGGACAUUUCUACAAAUGAAUGAUGUUUAUGAACUUAAACCGUUAGGUGGUGGGAAAAAGGGUGGUAUGGCUCGUGUAGCAACAAUUAGGAAAUUAUUACUUCAGGAAAAUCCAAAUACAAUUACUGUUAUAGCGGGUGAUAUUGUUAGUCCAUCAGCAUUAGGUAAUAGUAUGGUUAAUGGAACAAUGUUAAAUGGUAAACAAAUGAUUGCCACAUUAAAUGUUCUUGGUCUUGAUUAUGCAACAUUAGGUAAUCAUGAAUUUGAUUUAAAAGAAGCAUCAUUACGUCGUCGUUUAAAUGAAUCACGAUUUCAAUGGAUAGCAUCAAAUGUUUAUGAAGUUAAUACAACACAACCAUUUCAUAAUGUUUUACCAUAUAAAAUAUUAACAAUUUCAAAUAUUAAAAUUCUUCUUAUUGGUUUAACUAUAGACGAUAAUCUUGGACCAACAUCAAAUGGUCCAUAUGUUCAUAUAACAUCACAACGAACAUUACCAGUAUUUACUGAACAAUAUAUAAAACAUCUUCGUAAUGAUUUAAAUUUAAAAUGGGAUGUACUUAUUUGUUUAACACAUCUUAAUCUACAAAAUGAUAUUGAUAUAAUUGAACAUAAUCCAAAUAUUCAUGUAGUUAUGGGUGGACAUGAACAUGAAAAUUAUUAUUUAAAACGUGGAUCAAAAUAUACACCUAUAUAUAAAGCAGACGGUAAUGCACUUUCAGUAUUUAUUCAUCGUUUUGCAUAUCAACCUAAAACAAAACAAUUAUUAAUCUUUUCUAAACUGACACAAGUAGUAGAUCAUUUUUCUGAUGAACCACAAACAGCUCAAAUAGCAAAUUAUUAUUAUGAAGCAGGUUUACAAGCUUAUCGAGAGCAAGGCUUUUUACCUGAUCGUAUAGUAUGCAUUUUACCACCUGGAUUUACUUUUGAUGGUCGUUCAACAAUAAUACGUUCUCAACAAUCACAUUUAACACGUGCAUUAUGUACAGCUAUGAUGGAUGCAACUAAUACAACAAUAUGUGUAUUUAAUGCAGGUGCUGUUCGUAUUGAUGAUCAAAUAAUGGGUACAAUAACACAAUAUGAUAUAUUACGUUGUUUACCAUUUGCAGCAAGUCUUAUAACAAUACGUAUUAAUGGUUCAGCACUUGUUAAAAUAUUAAAUCGUGGUCUAAUGCAUAUAAAUACUGGUAUGUUUAUAUCCUAUUCUGGUUUAGAAUAUGAUGCAACAAGAGAAAAAUGGUAUCUACGAUCUAACCGACAAUUACUUGAUGACGAAAAUUUAUCAUUAACUUUUGUUUCAAUACCUUAUUUUUUUCAUAAUACUGAUUUAAGACAUUCAGCGACGAUUUUACAUACACAUACAACAAUAACAAGAGCUUUUAUUGAUUACCUUGAACGAACAUAUCACAAGUCGAAACAUCAUCAGUUACUUGCAUAG